Messenger RNA from Alternaria atra, 1434 nucleotides. RefSeq lists its product as uncharacterized. The transcript has a single exon. The record is from RefSeq and is a predicted model, not a curated record. The coding region runs from base 1 to 1434 and encodes 477 amino acids. Lineage: Eukaryota; Fungi; Ascomycota; Dothideomycetes; Pleosporales; Pleosporaceae.
AUGCGCGCGUUAAACCUGUCACGUGCGCAUAAGGCGGCACCUUCCCGAACCGCCUGGUCCACCCUCGUCAUCCGCCUCACUCCACCCGACCAGACACCGCCGACGACGUCUGACUGCAACACCACAACACCCACACACACGCACCAAGCCAUGCAGUCUUCCGCAGGCAAGCGUGUACUGAGUACUCUCGCCUCCAAAAUCCAUCCGCAGCUUCCCCUUUCGCCGCGAGAGUCUCAGCAACUGCUCAACUUGCUGACCAACUCCUUCCGUACCCAUCUCGACCACGCUCACCCCCUCGCCCCCUCCGAGAGCAACCCGAAGAAACCGACACGUGAGUUGACUAUCAGCAAUGGUCGGCGCAAUUCCUCUCCAAACCGCCCGGUGUCAUCGUACGACUCGGCGACUCAGCACAUCGACUCCAUCUUGAACAACCCUCUUCUCGCUGUGAAGCCUCGCCGGAGAGGGUCAGGACCUGCUGCUAUUGAUAUCAUGAGAGACCCAAUCGCUUGGUUCGUUGACGAGAUAGCUGCCGGCUCUGCCACUCUGCCAAAAGCCGCCCUAUGUCUCGAGGUGCUCGAGAAGACCACAAAUGAAACCCCCUCGAGACUUGAGAAUGGAAGAUCACCGGGAACUGUACUCGCCGAAUGGCUCCGAACCAGCGGCUCGGAUACAUCGAAGCAGUUUCUCGACAUGUCAAUCAAAUCUGGGCGUGGCAGUAGAUUUCUAGACAGACUGGUAUCUCUACUAGUAGCCGAGGGUGAGACUACAGCACUCUGGCGCUGGCUCAUUCGAUCAAACGAACAACGCGCAAAAGACACUGGACUGGAUGUGGCACAAAUAGCGAUUUUUAGACAACAACUACUGGCGAAGAUGGUGGUAUUCGAGGCAGACAGAAGCUUAACCAGUGGUCUGUCUCUUUUCAUGCAAGCAUCCCGCUUGGUAGAAACUGCAGGACAUGAGGCAGCUUAUGCUAUUCUGAGACCCGCCGGUGGCCAUCUUGUCAACCGGAUCAUCUCCAAUACCGACCAAUCUCUCUCACCCCCGUUAUACCAGUCUUUCCUGCUGUCAUCACCCCGCUGGCUCGGAGAGUGGAGUCGAGCAGUCGAGCCGAUGCUCUGGUUACACCACCCUUCAGAACCUAGUGCAAUUCCCGGACGUCAAUUCAUUCAGGACCCUGCCGGCGCUGUCAAAUUUGUAAAAUCAUCUCGUAGUAGACGCAAUUUCCUGGUUCAGUUGUGCCUAGGGGUCGCCCGGCAGCUGAUGGGACAGGAAGAGUUUGCGGAAGCACAGAUCGUUAUGGAGUUCACAAAAGAGAAUUUCCCAGAUAUUGUUCUACCGAAGCAAGCAGUUGUGGAACAGCAAAAUGCAGAACAGAUCAGAGUACGCAGAGAGAGGAAGAAUUUGGAACUACUGGAUCGCCUGGUCCUGACUUGA